Molecule: messenger RNA, 845 nt
Organism: Gadus chalcogrammus (walleye pollock)
Lineage: Eukaryota; Metazoa; Chordata; Actinopteri; Gadiformes; Gadidae
Gene: dynlt3
Product: dynein light chain Tctex-type 3
Exons: 5
Coding region: 135-476 (113 amino acids)
Biological process (GO): microtubule-based movement
Cellular component (GO): cytoplasm; cytoplasmic dynein complex; kinetochore
Molecular function (GO): dynein intermediate chain binding
Source: RefSeq, a predicted model, not a curated record
CGACGCCCUCUCUCAGACUCCUCGGCGCCGCAGUCUGACAGUCGGGACGGAAGUCGGCGCUCCGCUUUUUCCUCCGCUUUGUAAAUACAACAACUCGUCCUCGUUUAUUAAAGGAUCACCGACAGACCGCCAGGAUGGAAGAAUAUCACCCGACUGACGAGAGCUCGUUCAACCCCGAUGAAACCACCAUCACCAUCAAGGAGUGCAUCGACAGCAUCAUGGGCCGGGUGGACUACAACCAGCAGCAGGUGAACAAGUGGACCUCGUCCAUCUGCGAGCUGUCACUCACCCAGCUGGCCAAACAGGGGAAGCCCUACAAGUACAUUGUGAACUGUGCGGUGAUGCAGAAGUGUGGUGCCGGACUCCACACGGCCAACUCGUGCUACUGGGACACGGCCAUGGACGGAAGCUGUACCGUCCGAUGGGAGAACCGGACCAUGUACUGCGUGGUCUGCGUGUUCGCUGUGGCCAUUUAGAACACACACACGCACACACACACAUGCAUUCCCACACUCCAACACACACGCACACACGCACACACACACACACACACACAGGGCACCACUCACAAUAACACACCACCGCCGCCGCCUGACAUGCAGUGCAAUGUGUUCUAUCCACCACUAGGGGGCGACAAAGCACCACCGUGGCUGAAAUUACAAUCGUCUUGUAGACCGUUAAACGCUUUGUAGUUUGUAGUGCAGUGUGGUGUGUGAAACGUAUAACAGGACACUGUUCGGAGAUAGUACAGAUUCAUGUAACCGAGGGGGUGGGGGAUGAGAUGGUGAACAGGCAAUUCCUGGAAAUAAACAUUGACUUUUUUUUCCAACAUGUUAUUCUUGGGU